AUGCUUCCCACCCACUCUGCAGUGUUGGAGGAUGAGAAGCCGUGGAGGGUUGACUUUGAUGAUGGGAACUGCCCCACAUAUCACAACCAGAUCAAAGGCAUUCAUAAUGUUUUUAAGGUGGUUCACAACCAGUUUCCCAAUGUUCCACACAUAUCUCAGGCUCCGGUGCUGAUGCUGCGUCCCCGUGCCUGGAACAUGGUGGAGCACAACAUGAUGGUGGAGGGGAAGGAGGCUCCUGGUCCUCUCUUUGACUUUGGACUCCUCAUGUUCCACUGUGGAAAGACCCUGUUUAAAAACCAGAGUGGACCCUUUUUCUACCUCUCAAAAGUGGAGAGCUUAAUGGAGGCAAGACUAUGGAACAAGAUAUUUGUCUGGACACAACAGAAGCUGGGCCUGCCACUGGGCUGCAUCAAGGCGACGGUGCUGAUUGAAAAUGUAUUAGCAGCCUUCGAGAUGGAGGAGAUUCUCUACGAGCUGCGGGACCAUUCAGCAGGACUCAACUGUGGCAUCUGGGAUUAUUCUGCCUCCUUUGUCAAUAAGUUCGGUCACCGACAGGCCUUCCUCCUUCCCGACCGCAGUAAAUACGUCAACAUGGAGAAGCGAUUUCUGCGCAGCUACAUGGACCUGUUGGUUCAGACGUGUCACCGGAGGGGAGCACUGGCCACAGGAGGCAUGGCUGCCCUGCUGCUGCCUCAAGACCCGCUCAGUGAAUCCUACAGGAGAGUGUUGGAUACUGUCACCAGACUAAAGUUGCUGGAGAUCAAGGCAGGUGUGGAUGGUUUCAUGGUAUAUGACCUGAGUUUGAUUGAGCCCAUGCAGAAACUCUUCAAGCUCCACACUAAAGGUGAUAAUCAGCUUCUCCAGCUUCGAAAUGAUGUCACUGUAUCUCCUGAUGACCUACUGUCCAUGCCUUCGGGAGGAGUCACCCUUUAUGGUUUGAAGUAUAACAUUGCAGUUGGAGUCCUCUUUAUUAAUGCUUGGCUAUCAGGUAGUGGCCACUUUUUCUACAGAGGCCAGGUCGAAGAUUCAGCCACAGCAGAGAUUUCCAGAUCACAGGCAGGACAAGGAGAGACUGUUUAA
Messenger RNA from Morone saxatilis (striped sea-bass), 1080 nucleotides. Its product is annotated as malate synthase-like. NCBI's taxonomy places the organism in Eukaryota, Metazoa, Chordata, Actinopteri, Moronidae. The transcript is spliced from 12 exons. Gene Ontology annotation, cellular component: cytoplasm. The coding region runs from base 1 to 1080 and encodes 359 amino acids. Gene Ontology annotation, biological process: glyoxylate cycle. The record is from RefSeq and is a predicted model, not a curated record. Gene Ontology annotation, molecular function: malate synthase activity.